AUGUUCGAGUCUAUACGUUGGCUACAACAAAUUUACCAAAGAUUUCACUUAAGCCAUCUUCUUCCAUUUUUAAUUUUGAUCUCAUAUACAUUGCUUGGUGCUGCAGUUUUUCGUAGACUUGAAUUAGAACGUGAUUUACGUGAAAGAGAGUUAUUCCGUAAAAGCUAUUAUUAUGCAUAUGACCAAAUAACAAAACGAAUAUUGGAAUUACGCUGUGAAGACGAAGUAAUCAAAAAUGACCGGACCUUACAGGUAAAAUAUGCCGAAGAAGCCAUAACCUGGUUUCUUACUUAUCUUAACUUCACGACAAUUAUUCAAGAACGGAACGAUAGUAGCCCUUGGUCAUGGUAUGGCUCGAUGUUCUAUGCUGGGCAACUUUAUACUACCAUUGGUUAUGGAUUACCAGUAGCGAAGACUCUUGCUGGUCAAAUAGCUAGCAUAUUUUAUAUUAUGUUUGGUAUUCCAAUAUUUUUAAUUAUUCUCAAAAAUGUUGGCCGCUUAAUGUCACGAAGUUUUCGUAAAUGCUAUAAGCGAUUACGAAGUACGGGAAAAAAAUCCCGAGAAAGUUUGAAAAGGGUGCAAAGGUCAAUGAAGACAUUAUUUAAUCAUUCUUAUUUACCCUCUUCCAUAGGAAGUCUUCGUUCUAUAACAGAAAAUGAUAUAUUUGAUUUGGAUACUGAAGUUGGCACUCUCAUCCAUCAAAAAAAAAAUUUUGCUCACGAAAAUGCCUUUCCAAUUCCAAUUGCUUUAGCAGUACUAAUACUUUGGAUUGGUUUUUCGGCAGCUUUAUUUUGCUUGUAUGAAAGUGAAUGGGGAUACCUCACUUCUGUAUAUUUUUUCUUCGUUUCUAUUAGUACUGUUGGACUGGGUGAUAUUGUUCCUGGAAAUAAAGAUAUGAUGCUCGGUUAUUUUUUAUUAAUUCUCAUUGGACUUGCCUUGCUGUCUAUGUGCAUUAAUCUUAUACAAGUAGCUUUGGAAAAAAUUCUUGGGCAACUUUUGCAAGAAUAUAUCGAUGAGAUUGAACGUGUAGCAGCGAUUGCCAAAACUGAUUCUAACUUUGAAACCAAAACGUCACCAUUCGAAGUUGGAAUGACUGGCGGAUUAUUAAGCGCUCCAUUAGCAACUCAUCAGAAAAAAACUCAAAGUAUUCCAAGUCGGAUUAAAGCUUGGAUUGCGGAGCGAAUCGCAGAUAACAUCAUUGAAUCACAAUUAGUUGAAAGCGAUUCUGAUGCGGAAUCUAAAUCUGAUGUAUCAACUCCUUCUGCACUAAAUCUGCCAAAGCAACAACAUCAUUGCAAUCAGGAUGGAACACAAAUACUUAAAUCAAGUGAACACCACGUCCAAAACUUUUUCACUCGUUUAUCAAAGCACAUUCCAGCUAUUCGUACAGUUCAAGCUUUGGAAAAGGCUAACUUUUACACUACAAAUGAUGAUUUUCAUGAACCAGCGAAAGAUUGCGAUGGUGAUUACGUUUUUAAUUAAUU
This is a messenger RNA of Thelazia callipaeda (thelaziosis nematode), 1484 nucleotides long. Lineage: Eukaryota; Metazoa; Nematoda; Chromadorea; Rhabditida; Thelaziidae. The record is from the annotation of a GenBank genome assembly.